Phaedon cochleariae (mustard beetle) is the source of this 1473-nucleotide messenger RNA. The record is from the annotation of a GenBank genome assembly. Lineage: Eukaryota; Metazoa; Arthropoda; Insecta; Coleoptera; Chrysomelidae.
AAGAAGAAGAAGAAUCAGUCACUAAUCUAUUUUUGAUGUUGAUUUGUUGAUGCUUGAUUUUGAUUACUUGAUAUUUUUGAUGCUGAUGUGAUAAAAACACAUCAAGCUUUUUAUUGUAGUGUUUGUAAUUGGAUAUCUGUGAAAACUAAUUGUGAAAUAAUCGAAUAUUUUCAUUGAAAUGUCGCUUAGAACAUAUGGUGAUAAACCUAUAAGCUUUCAGCUGGAAGAAAAUGGAGAAUAUUACUGUGUUGGUUCGGAGGUGGGAAAUUACCUUCGCCUCUUCAGAGGUUCCCUUUACAAAAAGUACCCUGGCAUGUUCAGGAGAUCUAUUACCAAUGAGGAAAGGAGACGGUUGAUAGAACUGGGCUUGAGUCAACAUGUUUUGGCUAGUAGUGUGUCACUGCUUAGGACUACAGAAGUAGAAGAUAUCAUUGAGGGUAAUGAUGAGAAAUAUAAAGCAGUUUCUGUUCAUACUUCUGAGCCACCUGCACCUAGAGAAGGGAAAUCAAAGAAAAACAUGCAAUGGGUGCCAUCAUUGCCCAAUUCCAGUCAUUUAGAUGCUGUUCCUCAAGCAACUGCUAUCAACAGAAAUAGAGUUGCUGCCAAAAAGGUCAGGACUUUUCCCUUGUGUUUUGAUGACACAGAUCCACAACUGAAUAUUGAAAAUGGAUGCCAAUCAGAAGUGUUAGUGCCCAUAAGACUGGACAUGGAAAUUGAAGGGCAGAAACUCAGAGACACUUUCACCUGGAAUAAAAAUGAAAGUCUGAUAUCUCCUGAACAGUUUGCUGAAGUCCUUUGUGAUGAUUUAGAUUUGAAUCCUGUGACAUUUGUACCAGCCAUUUCUCAGGCAAUUCGACAGCAACUGGAUGCUUUUCCAGCAGAUACUCCUAGUAUUAUUGAAGAAUCUUGUGACCAGAGAGUCAUAAUCAAGCUGAAUAUUCAUGUUGGAAAUACAUCUUUGGUUGAUCAGGUGGAGUGGGACAUGAGCGAAAAACAAAACAACGCCGAAGAGUUCGCCGUCAAACUAUGCUCGGAACUGGGUCUGGGCGGCGAAUUCGUCACCGCCAUAGCCUACUCGAUCAGGGGCCAGCUGUCGUGGCACCAGCGCACGUACGCCUUCAGCGAAGCCCCGCUGCCCAUCGUGGAGGUGCCCUUCAGGACGCCCGGCGAGUCUGACCAAUGGGCGCCAUUCCUCGAGACGCUGACCGAUGCCGAGAUGGAGAAGAAGAUUAGAGACCAGGACAGGAACACGAGAAGGAUCAGGCGGCUGGCGAAUACUACUCCAGGGUGUUUAAUCUCGACAAUGAAGACUACAACGAAAAUGAUUUGAGAAAAAAACGGACGAUAACUUUAAGCCAGUGUCAUUUGAUAUAUAUUUGUAUUUUGUAUUUCUCGAUUAAUUAGAAUUUCAAGUGAAUCUGUAAUCACUAUUGUCUGCUGCAUUGAAUAAAUAUGUCUUCAAGUUCAGUGUUG